Molecule: messenger RNA, 9872 nt
Organism: Echinops telfairi (small Madagascar hedgehog)
Lineage: Eukaryota; Metazoa; Chordata; Mammalia; Afrosoricida; Tenrecidae
Gene: DCHS1
Product: dachsous cadherin-related 1
Exons: 21
Coding region: 1-9561 (3186 amino acids)
Biological process (GO): homophilic cell-cell adhesion
Cellular component (GO): plasma membrane
Molecular function (GO): calcium ion binding
Source: RefSeq, a predicted model, not a curated record
AUGCAGAAGGAGUUGGGCACCCCCUCUUCUUGCACUGGCAUGCAGUCCCUCCCCCUGCCACCACUGCGGCAGGUGCUGCUGCUCCUGCUGCUGCUGGGGGCAGGGGUGCCAGGGAUGCAGGCUCAGGCUGGGAGCCUGGACCUGCAAAUCGACGAGGAGCAGCCAGCGGGCACCCUGAUCGGAGACAUCAGUGCCGGGCUGCCGGCGGGCACGGCAGCGCCUCCCAUGUACUUCAUCUCUGCCCAGGAGGGCAGCGGGGUGGGCACAGACCUGGCUAUCGACGAGCACACUGGGGUUGUUCGCACAGCCCGCGUCUUGGACCGUGAGCGGCGGGACCACUACCGCUUCACUGCCGUCACGCCAGACGGUGCCACUGUGGAAGUGACUGUGCGAGUGGCUGACAUCAAUGACCACGCGCCCGUCUUCCCGCAGGCUCGGGCUGCCCUGCAGGUGCCUGAGCAUACGGCUCUGGACACCCGCUACCCGUUGGAGCCUGCGCGGGAUGCCGACGCCGGCCGCCUGGGCACCCAGGGCUACGCACUGUCUGGCGAUGGGGCUGGAGAGACCUUCCGGCUGGAGACCCGUCCCGGGCCGGACGGGGCUCCUGUGCCUGAGCUGGUGGUGGCCGGUGAGCUGGACCGCGAGAACCGCUCACACUACAUGCUGCAGCUCGAGGCCUAUGAUGGAGGAGCGCCCCCACGGCGGGCCCAGGCCCUGCUGGACGUGACGCUGCUGGACAUCAACGACCAUGCUCCGGCCUUUAACCAGAGCCGCUACCACGCCGUGGUGUCCGAGAGCCUGGCCGCCGGCAGCCCCGUCCUGCAGGUGUUUGCCUCGGACGCCGAUGCUGGUGCCAACGGAGCUGUGACUUAUGAGAUCAACCGGAGGCAGAGCGAGGGCGAUGAGCCCUUCGCCAUCGACGCACACACAGGGCUGCUGCGGCUGGAGCGGCCGCUGGACUUUGAGCAGCGGCGGGUCCACGAGCUGGUGGUGCAGGCCUGGGACGGGGGUGCGCACCCUGAGCUGGGCUCGGCCUUUGUGACGGUGCACGUGCGAGACGCCAACGACAACCAGCCCUCCAUGACUGUCAUCUUCCUGAGCGCCGACGGCUCCCCCCGGGUGUCGGAGGCCGCCCCGCCUGGGCAGCUGGUCGCUCGCAUCUCCGUGUCCGACCCCGACGACGGUGACUUUGCGCAUGUCAACGUUUCCCUGGAAGGUGGUGAGGGCCACUUUGCACUGAGCACCCAAGACAGUGUCAUCUACCUGGUGUGCGUGGCUCGGCGGCUGGACCGAGAGGUGCGAGAUGCCUAUAACUUGCGGGUGACCGCCACGGACUCCGGCUCCCCGCCGCUGCGGGCCGAGGCGGCUUUUGUGCUGCAUGUCACCGAUGUCAAUGACAACGCGCCUGCCUUUGACCGCCAACUCUUCCGAGCCGAGCCCCUGCCUGAGGUGGCGCUCCCUGGCAGCUUUGUGGUACGCGUGAUGGCCCAGGAUCCUGACCAGGGGCCCAAUGGACAGGUCACUUAUAGCCUGGCUCCUGGCACCCACACUCACUGGUUCUCCAUCGACCCCACCUCAGGCAUCAUCACCACGGCAGCCUUGCUGGACUAUGAGUUGGAACCUCAGCCACAGCUCACCGUGGUGGCCACAGACAGGGGCGUACCUCCUCUGGCCUCCUCGGCCACGGUCAGCGUGGCCCUGCAAGAUGUGAACGACAAUGAGCCUCAGUUCCAGAAAACCUUCUACAACGCCUCACUGCCUGAGGGGACCCAGCCCGGGACCUGCUUCCUGCAGGUGACAGCCACAGACGCGGACAGUGGCGCCUUCGGUGUGCUCGCCUAUUCCUUGGGUGCUGGGCUUGGGGCGUCAGGGUCUCCUCCGUUCCGCAUCGAUGCCCACAGUGGUGAUGUAUGCACGACCCGGAUGCUGGAUCGUGACCAAGGACCCUCAAGCUUUGACUUCACUGUGACGGCUAUAGAUGGAGGAGGCCUCAAGUCCAUGGUGUAUGUGAAGGUGUUUGUGUCUGAUGAGAAUGACAACCCACCUCAGUUUUAUCCACGGGAGUAUGCUGCCAGUCUGAGUGCUCAGAGCCCACCAGGCACAGCUGUGUUGAGGGUGCGUGCCCAUGACCCUGACCAGGGGCCCCAUGGGCUGCUCUCCUACCGCAUCAUGGCUGGCAAUAGCCCCCAGCUCUUUGCCUUGGAUGAACAUUCAGGGCUGCUGUCAGUAGCCUGGCCCUUAGCCAGAAGGGCCAGCUCUGUGGUGCAGCUGGAGAUCGGGGCUCAGGAUGGAGGUGGCCUGCAAGCAAAGCCCAGUGCCCGAGUCAACAUCAGCAUUGUGCCGGGAACGCCCACACCACCUGUAUUUGAGCAACUACAGUAUGUCUUUUCUGUACCUGAGGAUGUGGCGCCAGGCACCAGUGUGGGCAUAGUCCAGGCACACAAUCCACCAGGUCGCUUGGGACCUGUGACCCUCGCCCUAUCAGGCGGGGAUCCCCGGGGACUCUUCUCCCUAGAUGGGGCUUCGGGGCUGUUACAAACCCUUUGCCCUCUGGACCGGGAACUGCUGGGGCCAGUGCUGGAGCUGGAGGUUCGGGCAGGCAGCGGCAUACCCCCAGCUUUCGCCAUCGCUCGGGUCCGGGUGCUGCUGGAGGAUGUGAACGACAACACCCCUGCCUUUCCUGCACCUGAAGACACGGUGCUGCUGCCCCACAGCACUUCCCCGGGAACCCCUAUCUACACCCUGCGGGCUCUGGACCCUGACUCAGGUGUUAACAGUCGAGUAACCUUUACUCUGCUUGCUGGGGGUGGUGGAGCCUUCGCUGUAGACCCCAACACAGGCCAUGUACAGCUCGUGAGACCUCUGGGUCCCCCAGGAGGGGCAGCCCAUGAGCUGGAGCUAGAAGCCCGGGAUGGGGGCACCCCACCACGCACCAGCCACUUUCGACUGAGGGUGGUGGUGCAGGACUUGGGGGCCCGUGGGCUGGCUCCCCACUUUGACAGCACAACCUACCGUGUGGACCUGCCCUCGGGCACCACCCCUGGGACCCAGGUCCUGCAAGUGCAGGCCCGAGCAUCCGAUGGGGGCCCCAUCACCUACCAUCUUGCAGCAGAUGGGGCAAGUAGCCUAUUUGGCUUAGAGCCACAGAGUGGGUGGCUGUGGGUGCGGGCUGCAUUGGACCGGGAGGCCCAGGAGUUGUACACACUGAAGGUCAUGGCAGUGUCUGGAUCCAAAGCUGAGCUGGGGCAACAGACAGGCACAGCCACCGUGAGGGUCAGCAUCCUCAACCAGAAUGAGCACAGCCCCCGCCUGUCUGAGGAACCCACCUUCCUGGCUGUGGCUGAGAACCAGCCUUCAGGGACCAGCGUGGGCCGGGUUUCUGCCAUGGAUCGAGACUCGGGUCCCAAUGGACGUCUGACCUACAGUCUGCGACAGCUGUCAGAAGACAGCAAGGCCUUCCGCAUCCACCCCCAGACUGGAGAAGUGACCACACUCCAAACCUUGGACCGAGAGCGGCAGAACAGCUACCAGCUCCUGGUGCAGGUGCAGGAUGGGGGGAGCCCGCCACGCAGCACCACAGGCACUGUGCACAUUGCGGUGCUGGACCUAAAUGACAACAGCCCCACCUUCCUGCAAGCCUCGGGGGCUGCUGGCGGUGGCCUUCCUAUCCAGGUACCAGACCGCGUGCCUCCAGGCACGCUGGUGUCAACGCUGCAGGCUAAGGACCCAGAUGAGGGAGAGAACGGCACCAUCCUGUACACUCUAACAGGUCCUGGUGCCGAGCUCUUCUCCCUCCACCCUCACUCCGGGGAGCUGCUCACCGCAGCACCUCUGAUCCGAGCAGAGAGGCCCCACUACGUGCUGACGCUGAGCGCUCAUGACCAAGGCAGCCCUCCGCGAAGCGCCAGCCUCCAGCUGCUGGUGCAGGUGCUUCCCUCUGCUCGCUCCGCGGAGCCCCCGCCCGACCCCGCCGAGCCAGGCCCCGCGGCCCCGGUGCCUGUCGUGCUGACGGUGACGGCAGCCGAGGGCCUGCAGCCCGGCUCCCUGUUGGGCUCGGUGGCGCCGCCAGAGCCCGACGUGCGCUACCGCCUGCUGCUCCAGGAGCCGCCCGUGCCCGCGCUCCGCCUGGACGCGCGCACCGGGGCGCUCAGCGCUCCGCACGGCCUUGACCGCGAGACCACACCGUCGCUCCUGCUGCUCGUGGAAGCCGCCGACCGGCCCACCAACGCCAGCCGCCGGCGCGCGGCGCGCGUGUCCGCGCGCGUGUUCGUCACGGACCAGAACGACAACGCGCCCGUGUUCGCUUCGCCCGCACGGGUGCGCCUCCCGGAGGAUCAGCCGCCUGGGCCCGCGGCGCUGCACGUGGUAGCCCGGGACCCGGACUUGGGUGAGGCUGCACGAGUGACCUAUCGCCUGGCAGCUGGCGGGGAUGGCCACUUCCGGCUACAUUCCAGCACUGGAGCUCUGUCCGUGGUGCGCCCCCUGGACCGCGAGCAGCGAGCGGAACACAUCCUGACGGUGGUGGCCGCAGACCACGGCUCCCCACCACGCACAGCCACGCAGCUCUUGACUGUCAGUGUGGCUGAUGUCAACGACGAGGCGCCCACUUUCCAGCAGCAGGAAUACAGGGUCGUCUUACGCGAGAAUAGCCCACCUGGCACGUCUCUGCUCACGCUGAGGGCAACCGACCCAGACUUGGGGCCCAAUGGCCAGGUGACUUAUGGAGGUGUGUCAGGUGAGAGCUUCUUCCUGGACCCAGACACUGGUGUUCUCAGGACUCUUCGGGUCCUGGACCGCGAGGAGCAGGAAGAAAUCAACCUGACAGUGUAUGCCCGGGACAGGGGCUCACCUCCCCUAUUGACCCAUGUCACAGUGCGGGUGACUGUGGAGGAUGAGAAUGACCAUGCCCCAACCUUUGGCAGUGCCCACCUCUCUUUGGAGGUUCCCGAGGGUCAGGACCCCCAGACCCUUACCACACUGCGGGCCUCUGACCCUGAUGUGGGCGCCAACGGGCAGCUGCAGUACCGGAUCCUGGAUGGGGACCCAACAGGAGCCUUUGUCCUCAAUGUCGCUUCUGGGGAGUUCGGCACCAGGAGGCCGCUAGACAGGGAAUUGGAGCCAGCAUACCAGCUGAAGAUAGAGGCCCGGGAUGGAGGGCAGCCGGUGCUCAGUGCCACUCUGCUUGUGACUGUGACUGUGCUGGAUGCCAAUGACCAUGCGCCAGUCUUCCCUGUGCCAGCUUACUCCGUGGAGGUGCCCGAGGAUGCACCUGCAGGGACCCUGCUGCUGCAGCUACAGGCUCAUGACCCUGACGCUGGGGCCAACGGCCGUGUGACCUACUACCUGGGUGCUGGUGCAGCAGGAGCCUUCCUGCUGGAGCCGGGCUCUGGGGAAUUGCGCACAGCUGUGGCACUGGACCGAGAACAGUGUCCCAGCUACGCCUUCUCUGUGAGUGCAGUGGACGGGGCAGCCGCCGGGCCGCUGAGCACCACCGUGUCUGUCACCAUCACAGUGCGUGACGUCAACGACCACGCACCUACCUUCCCUGCCAGUCCCCUGCGACUGCGCCUGCCUCGCCCAGGCCCCAGCCUCAGCACCCCGACCCUGGCUUUGGCCACGCUGCGAGCUGAGGACCGUGACGCUGGUGCCAAUGCCUCCAUCCUGUACCGACUGGCAGGCACUCCUCCCCCGGGCACUACAGUUGACUCUUACACCGGGGAAAUCCGGGUGGCCCGCUCCCCUGCAAUGCUGGGCCCUCAGGAUCUCGUCCUCUUCAUUGUGGCCACUGACCUUGGACGUCCAGCUCGCUCUGCCACGGGCGUGGUGAUUGUUGGGCUGCAAGGAGAGUCUGAGCGUGGACCCCGCUUUCCCCGGGCUAGUAGCGAGGCCAUGCUCCGUGAAAAUGCACCACCAGGGACUCCCAUUGCCUCCCCCAAGGCCAUCCAUGCAGGGGGCUCAAAUGGACUGAUCACCUACAGCAUUCUCAGCGGGAAUGAGAGAGGGGUCUUCUCAAUCCAGCCCAACACAGGAGCCAUCACAGUGCGCUUGGCUGAGGGGCUGGACUUCGAGGUAAGCCCACGGCUACGGCUGGUGCUGCAGGCAGAGAGCGGGGGAGCCUUUGCCUUCUUAGUGCUGACCCUUACACUGCAAGAUGCCAAUGAUAAUGCUCCCCGCUUCCUUCGGCCCCACUACGUGGCCUUCCUGCCUGAGUCCCGGCCCCUGGAGGGGCCCCUGCUGCAGGUGGAGGCAGAUGACCUGGACCAAGGCUCCGGUGGACAGAUCUCCUACAGCCUGGCCGCCUCCCAGCCUGCACGAGGAUUGUUCCACGUGGACCCAGCCACCGGCACCAUCACGACCACAGCCAUCCUGGACCGUGAGAUCUGGGCAGAAACACGGCUUGUGCUGAUGGCCACAGACAGAGGAAGCCCAGCCCUGGUGGGCUCAGCAACCCUGACAGUGAUGGUCAUCGACACCAAUGACAACCGCCCCACCAUCCCCCAGCCCUGGGAGCUCCGAGUGCCAGAAGAUGUGCUGUUGGGCUCCGAGAUCGCCCAGGUCACAGGGAAUGAUGUGGACUCAGGACCAGUGCUGUGGUAUGUGCUGAGCCCAUCUGGGCCCCAGGACCCCUUCAGCGUUGGCCGCUACGGGGGCCGCAUCUCCCUCACGGGCCCCCUGGACUUCGAGCAGCGUGACCACUACUCCCUGCAGCUGCUGGCACACGACGGGCCUCACGAGGGCCAUGCCAACCUCACGGUGCUCAUCGAGGAUGUCAAUGACAACGCGCCUGCCUUCUCACAGAGCCUUUACCAGGUGACCCUGCUAGAGCACAUGCCCCCGGGCAGCGCCAUUCUCUCCGUCUCUGCCACUGACCGGGACUCAGGUGCCAACGGUCACAUCUCCUACCACCUGGCUUCGCCUGCCGAGGGCUUCAGUGUUGACCCCAACAACGGGACCUUGUUUAUGACACUAGAAACUGUGGCCCUGGGCCAGGAGGGCCCGGGCAUGGUGGAUGUGGUGCUGGAAGCACGUGACCACGGGGUGCCAGGCCGGGCGGCACGAGCCACAGUGCAUGUGCAGCUCCAGGACCAGAACGACCACGCCCCAAGCUUCACAUCACAGCACUACCGCGUGGCUGUGACUGAGGACCUGCCCCCUGGUUCCACUCUACUUACCCUGGAAGCCACAGACGCCGACGGAAGCCGCACCCAUGCUGCCGUGGACUACAGCAUCAUCAGUGGCAACCGGGGCCGAGUCUUCCAACUGGAGCCCCGGCUGACUGAGGCUGGGGAGGGUGGAGGGCCAGGACCCCGGGCGCUGGGCUGCCUAGUGCUGCUUGAGCCUCUGGACUUCGAGAGCAUGACCCAGUACAAUUUAACGGUGGCUGCAGCUGACCGGGGACAGCCACCCCGCAGCUCAGCAGUGCCGGUCACUGUCACGGUGCUGGAUGUUAAUGACAACCCACCUGUCUUCGCCAGAGCAGCCUACCAUAUGGCAGUGCCCGAGGACACACCUGUUGGUGCUGAGCUGCUGCACGUGGAGGCCUCCGACGCCGACCCCGGUCCUCACGGCCUCGUGCGCUUCACCGUCAGCUCCGGGGACCCCCUGGGGCUCUUUGAGCUGGAUGCGAGCACAGGGGCCUUGCGCCUGGCCCACCCACUGGACUGUGAGAGCCAGGCUCGCCAUCAGCUUGUCGUGCAGGCUGCCGACCCCGCUGGGGCACACUUCGCACUCGCCCCGGUGACAAUUGAGGUCCAGGAUGUGAAUGACCACGGCCCAGCCUUUCCACUGAGCUUGCUCAGCACCAGCCUGACAGAGAACCAGCCUCCAGGUACUCUCAUCACCACUCUGCAUGCGGUUGAUGGCGAUGCCGGCGCUUUUGGGAGGCUUCGCUACAGCCUGCUGGAGGCCGGGCCAGGACCUGAGGGCCGGGAGGCAUUUGCUCUGAACAGCUCCACUGGGGAGCUGCGAGCCCGUGUGCCCUUUGACUAUGAGCACACAGGCAGCUUUCGGCUGCUGGUGGGCGCCACAGACACUGGGAAUCUCUCGGCCUCGGUCACCGUGUCGGUGCUGGUGACCGGUGAGGAUGAGUAUGACCCGGUCUUCCUGGCUCCAGCUUUCUACUUCCAAGUGCCAGAAGGUGCCCGCCGCGGUCACAGUCUGGGCCGCGUGCAGGCUACCGAUGAGGAUGGGGGUGCCGACGGCCUGGUGCUCUAUUCCCUGGCCACCUCCUCACCCUAUUUUGGUAUCAACCAGACUACAGGCGCCCUGUACCUGCAGGUGGACAGCCGGGCCCCGGGCAGUGGGGCAGGGGCUUCGAGCAGUGGGGGCAGGACCAGGCGUGAGGCACCGCGGGAGAUGAGGCUGGAGGUAGUGGCCCGAGGGCCACUGCCUGCCUCUCGAAGUGCCACCGUGCCUGUGACCAUGGACGUCACCCACACCGCCCUGGGCCUGGCGCCUGACCUCAACCUGCUCUUGGUGGGGGCGGUGGCGGCCUCGCUGGGUGUGGUUGUGGUGCUUGCGCUGGCAGCUCUGGUCCUAGGACUGGUGCGGGCACGGAACCGCAAGACUGAGGCAGCCCCAGGCCCAAUGUCACAGGCGGCACCCCUGUCCAGUGGAUCCCUUCAGAAGCUGGGCCGGGAGCCACCUAGCCCGCCGCCCUCGGAGCACCUGUACCACCAGACCCUCCCCAGCUAUGGUGGACCAGGAGCUGGGGGCCCCUACCCCCGCGGUGGCUCCCUGGACCCCUCACACUCCAGCGGCCGCGGUUCCGCAGAGGCCGCUGAGGAUGACGAAAUCCGCAUGAUCAAUGAGUUUCCACGCGUGGCCAGUGUGGCCUCCUCCCUGGCCGCCCGUGGCCCCGACUCGGGGAUCCAGCAGGAUGCAGAUGGACUGAGUGACACAUCCUGUGAGCCGCCCGCCCCUGACACAUGGUACAAGGGCCGCAAGGCAGGGCUGCUGCUGCCAGGCUCAGGAGCCACCCUGUACCGAGAGGAUGGCCCCCCUGCCACCGCCACCGCCUUCCUGGGGGGCUGUGGUCUGAGCCCUGCACCCGCCGGGGACUAUGGCUUUCCAGCAGAUGGCAAGCCGUGCGUGGCCGGCGCGCUGACGGCCAUCGUGGCUGGAGAGGAGGAGCUUCGUGGCAGCUAUAACUGGGACUACCUUCUGAGCUGGUGCCCGCAGUUCCAGCCGCUAGCCAGUGUCUUCACAGAGAUUGCCCGGCUCAAGGAUGAAGCUCGGCCUUGUCCUCCAGCUCCCCGUAUUGACCCGCCACCCCUCAUCACUGCAGUGGCCCACCCAGGAGCCAAGUCUGUGCCCCCCAAACCAGCCAGCACAGCUGUAGCCCGAGCUAUCUUCCCACCGGCCUCCCACCGCUCCCCCAUCAGCCACGAGGGCUCCCUGUCCUCAGCUGCCAUGUCCCCCAGCUUCUCACCCUCCCUGUCCCCUCUGGCUGCUCGUUCACCUGUUGUCUCUCCAUUUGGGGUGGCCCAGGGCCCCUCAGCCUCAGCCCUCAGCUCAGAAUCUGGCUUGGAGCCGCCUGAUGACACAGAGCUGCACAUCUAGCUGUGGCCCGGGCUGGGCCCCGACCUGGGAUGCGAACAGUGUCCCCAAUGCAGGCCCCACUCUGAGCCUGCCCUGGGCAGCCUCGGACCAUGUUUGGCCACAGGGGAGGCGACCCUUGGACCCCAGAUCCCCACCCCCAGCUCCCCCAGUUGGGGCAGGUCCUAUAUCCUAGCCCCUCAGAGCACCAGCACCAGAGGCGCCCUGUUGGGGGACUGGCCUGGGGGCCUGGUCCAAUGUAGGGGGUGGGGGAGGAAACAUGGAGGGGCGGGCCUUGGGUUCUCCCUGAGGACUUCCUGCCCUGCACCAGCACC